GCCACAGAGUCGAGACGAACAUAAACUGAGAAACUACAGCUAGCGCACAAAUCCAAACUCGUACACAAACACAAACACAAACACAAUCUCAAGCUCAAACCUCCACUGCUUUCUUUUACUUAUUAUUAUUAGUGAGUAAAAUGGACGAAGAAGAGAUAUGGAAAUGUCCAAAACACCCUUCCAAGCGCCGCCGUACUGGGAUAUGCCACGUCUGCCUCCGCGACCGUCUCUCCACCCUCUGUCCCGACUGCGCUAACGCGCGCCCAUGCGCUUGCUUCGCCGCCACAGCAACACAAACGACGUCGUCUUCGUCGUCUUCCUCCUCCUCCUUCUCUCGCUUCUCAUCACACGACGUCGUUGGAGGAGGAGGAGGAGGACCCGGACCCACAGGCCGAGUCUCCAAUCUCAUCGAAAGCGAACCGGCUUUCCGUCGCUCCAGAUCCGUCGCGAUUCCCUUCCUCCGGUCCAGGUCCCGGUUCGUCGGAACCGGGUCCGACACCGAGUUCAGAGACACCACGCCCAAGGCCAAAGCGUCGUCGUUUUGGUCCGUCUUCCGGUCCAGCAAGAAGGUUGAAGAAGUGAACGACAACCUCAGUAGUAGUACGAUGAUGAGGAGGUCGAGAUCCGUUGCCGUUUCGAUGACGUCAGAUUCUGGCAAAGCCAAAGGGUGGAGUUGGUAUUUUCCGAGUCCGAUUAAGGUUUUUCGACAGUCCAAGAUUUCUAAGGUUGUUCAUGAACGGUCUCCUUUGUACAGAGGUUGAUUUUUAUUUUUUUAACUUUUCUUUUUUGUAAGCUUUUAAUUUCAAUAUUAUUAAAAAAAUAUAGUAUAUUUUCUAUAUAUGAAUAUGGAUUAAUUAAGAGGAAAAAGAAUACAAAUGAGUGAUUGUGGUUUUAACUUUUAAA
This is a messenger RNA of Quercus robur (English oak), 903 nucleotides long. RefSeq lists its product as uncharacterized. The record is from RefSeq and is a predicted model, not a curated record. The transcript has a single exon. Bases 141 to 761 code for a protein of 206 amino acids. Lineage: Eukaryota; Viridiplantae; Streptophyta; Magnoliopsida; Fagales; Fagaceae.